CACACUAAAUUAGAUUGCCAAACAUUCUCCCUUACGAUGGCACGUAACUUCGUUCGACCCUCCGACAUCGACUGAGCGAAAAACCCUAAUCCCCAAAUCCCUAAAUCUGAUCCAUUUUUCUCUCUUUCUUCAAUAACUCCAGAAUUCUUUACAAUAUAUUCACCAAUUAAUCGGAAUAAUUUUCAUCUUUUAAUUUGUUGCUUUCUGCUCAACAAAUUUUCCUAAAUUCAAUCGAAUUUUUGAUUUGAUGGGACGAAACUCUUCUUCAACUUCACUUGCGCCGGGUUUUCGAUUUCACCCGACAGAUGAAGAACUCGUUUGGUAUUAUCUCAGACGUAAGGUUUCCGGGAAGCCCUUUCGCGUCGACGCCAUCUCCGAGAUCGAUAUCUACAAAGUGGAACCUUCAGACCUUCCAGGUAUGUCAAAGCUGAAGACUAGAGACCUAGAGUGGUAUUUCUUUAGUGCCCUGGAUAGGAAAUAUGGCAAUGGAUCAAGGACUAACCGAGCCACUAAUGAGGGAUAUUGGAAAACGACUGGGAAGGAUAGGCCAGUUUACCAUAGGUCUCUGGUUGUUGGGAUGAAAAAAACUUUGGUUUACCAUAGGGGCAGAGCCCCACGAGGCGAGCGGACCAACUGGGUAAUGCAUGAAUACAAACUCAGUGACGAGGUGCUGGACAAGGCUGGUUAUUUUCCGGACGGAUUCGUUUUGUGUAGAGUGUUUCAGAAAAGUGGGACUGGACCGAAGAAUGGUGAGCAAUAUGGAGCACCCCUUGUAGAGGAGGAGUGGGAAGAUGACAAUUCAAGAGCUCUGAUGCCGACCGAGGUAUCUUUUGAAGAUCCCUAUGUUGAUGAUGAUGCAUACAUUGAACAGAAUGAUCUGGACCAGGUUCUUGACUAUCAACUUGCAGAGAACGUUCCAUAUCCUGUUACGAUUGAUGAUCUCCACGAUAUUGCUGGUAUUGAUGAGUCUGUAGUAGGAGAGUCUGAAGACAAGUGUAGUUUGCAAGCUUUGGAUGGUCAGCAGUUCUAUGAUCUUGUGCAUGGUGAGAGCAGUGCAUGUGUUGUGAAGAAUGAGCAUAUGGCUCAACCAAAUGACAUGAACAAUGAGGCUCCUAUUGAUUUGCUUGAUGAACUAUUAUCGGGCAACGUGCCCCCUGAGGAUGGUUUAUUCCUUGAUACUGUUGACUUUCUGGGACCGGCUCAAGAGCCCCACGAUUUUGACCUUCUUGGCUCGUAUCUGGACGAUGAUAUUGAUAUUGGACCUUACCUGAAUUUUGAUUCUCCUCUUGAAGUGACGGAUAAUGAUGCUGAUCAAGUUUUCUCCACCAAGCAGCAUGUGAUUGAUGCAACUUGGCAAAUACCUUCAGCAAGUCAGCAACUACCAGAAACUGGUAAUGAUGGUAUUGCAUCAUCUUCCGAGCAAGUCAAGGAAUUGUCAAAGGCUAAGCCAUCUGAAACUGAUGUCCAAUACCCUGUCAUGAAUCAAGCAAGCCGUUUCUUGGGAAACAUCCCUGCUCCUCCAGCAUUUGCUUCAGAAUUGCCUUCCAAGGACAUGGCUGCACGUUUGAGUGCUGCUGUGCAGUCCUCUACCUCUGUUCAUGUAACUGCUAAUAUGAUCAGAAUCAGGGACAUGCCUAUCGGGGUCAGCGGAAGUGGACUUCAUUGGUCGUUUGAUAAGACUGGAAAUGUCAAUGUUCUCCUGUCCUUUGAUCUCCCUGAGGCUGUUAGCCCCGUGGGACUUGAAUCCUUCACUAGCUUGUUGUCUAGCAAGAUGUCUACAGCUGCUUCUCGGGGAUGGUUAUGCUUUAUGUUCUGUAUAGCCUUUGCUGCUAUUAGUAUCAAAGUCGGGACAUGCAUCUACGCCAAGUGACACUGAUUUACUAGGAAGAAUCAGAAAACAAAAAGAGCUCGUCUUUGUUAUUUAUUUCAGUAACUGAGAUACCCUUCAUUAGGCUUUGUCUUACUGCCCUAACCUAAAGACUAAUGUACGAUUGGUUCUUAAUACACUUGUUUGGCAAGUUGUUCAGUUUGAUUUA
Beta vulgaris subsp. vulgaris (sugar beet) is the source of this 2036-nucleotide messenger RNA. RefSeq names its product NAC domain-containing protein 78. The record is from RefSeq and is a predicted model, not a curated record. The transcript is spliced from 6 exons. NCBI's taxonomy places the organism in Eukaryota, Viridiplantae, Streptophyta, Magnoliopsida, Caryophyllales, Amaranthaceae. Gene Ontology annotation, molecular function: DNA binding. The coding region runs from base 248 to 1870 and encodes 540 amino acids. Gene Ontology annotation, biological process: regulation of DNA-templated transcription.